GGCGGAAGUUCUAACAAGUGAUAUAUUUCAAAUCAUACAUUUACAGACUUACUCUACGAAAUAAAGUGCUUGCCCCACUGAAAAUAGAUGCAUCAUAAUUCAUCGUAAAAGUUUGCCCCACCUACACGCAACAGUUUGGAUUAAAUAAAUACAACAGACCUUCGUUGCCGUAUUAAUUAAACAUUACCUGGUUAAGGGCAGUGUUUUGCCACACGCUCUCUGAUUUCAGCUGGAUAAUGAGGCUACAUUAUGACAGAAAUGAGGAAUUCACUGAUUGUUUGUUUUAUCGGAUGUUUAACCUUAGUGUGUGCUCACUACCCAUCUGUAGGAUAUCAGAGGCCGCAUCACCAUAGUAUAUUCUAUCCUAGGCCUUCUUUGUAUCCUAGUCUAUAUUUUCGCCGUCCAUUGUUUAAUAUUUAUCCUAGAUUUUAUCCACGUGUAGGUAUUCCUCAUUCGCCUCGUAGAAUGUUUCAUCCAACUCCAAAAGUACAUGCCAGUUGUGCUACUGAACAAAAUUUUGGAGGUCGGACUGCCGUACCAACUAAAGCAGCUAAAGCAUCGUCUUAUGAUAGAAAAAAUACACAGAUAGAGCCUGUGCAACCGUCGGCGUUUGAAAACGUAUAUCCAGCAGUAGAAUCGCAACCUGUUAACCUUGUGCAAGAUGUUGCUCAUACUGCUCCAGCAACACCGUUUAUUCUGAACAGCAAACCCUCUCUGGCUCCAGAAGUAAAACCUAGCCAUGAUAAACAUUCAGGAUCAGAAUCUGGACACCUGUUUGGAGUCAAACCAACCCUCAGGCUUGAGAGGACAAACAGUUCUAACGAUACAUCUAGUGAUCCUAGAAAUCCAGACUGGAAUUAUUUUGACUUCAUAACCAACAAAGACUUUAUAUUAAAACUGAUAGAAAAUAAGCUGAUCAAGCUGCAAAACAAGGAGAAAGUGGUGGGUGGUAUAUCUGUAAAUACUCAGCUGUACGAUCAGAUCAAGAGGAUCGAGGACGCUAUGGGUAUCACUGUGGCCCUGGACAAUGUCACAACCACUGUCCCACCAGUGUCGACCAAUACUCCAGCUGACAACCGAGAAGGACAGUACACGGCUUUAUCGACUUUUAUGGGGAACUUUUUCUGUGCAUGGUGUAAAUCUCACAGUGGAAGACGAAAAAGCACCUGCCUUAAGUUUUGUUUCAAUGACAUCAUCCAGAAAAACGGGCGUGGCGAGGAGACAGACUCGACAAGUUCCUAGCAAACGUACAGCUGAAUAGGACGUAUUUCUCUGACAGCUCCUGCCUAUAGGACUUAUAAAUUAGCAAGGAUCUCAUGAACUCGUCUCACACAGACUUCAUCUAAAUGAAGAAACAAUCUCUGUGCUUGCAGGUUCUUCUGAAGAAUUCCAAUACAUACACUAUUCUGUGAUUUAGAUUGUAGCUCACUGUGGGUUUGUCCUGUUAUGCAUUUUUUGUAAAUUAUAUGUGAUAUCAUUUCCCCGAAAUAAAUUAUUUAUUGUGCGGUUAA
Molecule: messenger RNA, 1511 nt
Organism: Ostrea edulis (European flat oyster)
Lineage: Eukaryota; Metazoa; Mollusca; Bivalvia; Ostreida; Ostreidae
Exons: 2
Coding region: 250-1242 (330 amino acids)
Source: RefSeq, a predicted model, not a curated record